UGACACUGUUCUUCGAAUCCUUAGCUAAGGAGGGAGAGAGCAAAGUAGAAGAUGCCACGAACGACUACGUUGGAGUGCCCUGGUUGUCCUCCGAUUCGAGCCCUAACUUUCGAUGUUCUUGGUCUCGUCAAAGGUGUGGAAGCUCGCGGUAAACAAGGGGGAGUUCCUAGAGUGGUUGAGAGAUGGGGAGAGCCAAACCCCGCCGGUUGUGUGCUCGCCGCCUCGAUCAAUGACCGUAAAACUGACCCUUUGUUAGCUGUUGCAAGAAAAAGUGGUUUGAUUGAGGUGCUUAGUCCUAUUAACGGUGAUCUUCGUGUUUCAAUUUCCAAUGCUGGAACUGCUGACAGUCGGCCUGGAGAUGAUGGUAUCAUUGGGUUGCAUAUGUUCAGGAAACAGAAAUCGAAGUUGUCAUCCGGGUCAUGCACCUUGCUUACAUGUACAACAAAAGGACUUGCAAGUGUGAGGUCCAUUGACGUUCACAAAUCACCAGUGGAUUCAACCACUAAUGGUUCUUCAACAAUCUGGAAUGUAUGUGCCACCGGCGAUAUUCAUUGUAUGAAAGUGGAUGGAAAUGAAAACUAUGCAUUAUUUGGAGGGAAGGGAGUUGAAGUUAAUGUGUGGGAUCUUGACAAAUGUACUAAGAUGUGGACUGCAAAAUCUCCUGCUAAAAACAAUCUUGGUAUAUUUACCCCAACUUGGUUUACAUCUGCAACAUACUUAAGUAAAGAUGAUCAUCGCAAAUUUGUGGCUGGCACCAAUUCCCACCAGGUUCGCCUCUAUGACAUUUCUGCUCAGAGAAGGCCAGUUAUGUCAUUUGAUUUUCGCGAGACCCCAAUUAAAGCAGUCACUGAAGAUCUAGAUGGUCAUACAAUAUUUAUAGGAAAUGGAUCUGGUGACCUUGCUUCUGUUGAUGUACGAACAGGGAAACUAUUAGGAUGCUUUUUGGGGAAAUGUUCUGGAAGUAUAAGAUCCAUAGCCAGGCAUCCGGAGCACCCAGUGAUAGCCUCAUGCGGACUGGAUUGCUAUUUGCGACUUUGGGAUAUAAAGUCGAGGCAACUUCUUUCUGCGGUUUUCUUGAAGCAGCAUCUCACAAAUGUUGUUUUCGAUUCAAAUUUUAGCAAUGAAGAAGUUUUUGGCGGUUUACGUCCCAUUGAAGCUCCAGAUGUAGAUGGAAUAUUAAUCGGUGAGGAAGAAUCUCUGCCUGCAAAAAGAAAAAAGGCAUCCAAAGAAAACAGUGGAAGCAAGAAGAGUAAAACCAAGAAAAAGAGCAAAAAGGCAAAAGAAGUUCUUGGUGAUGUACCUCCUAUUGAAGCAGCAGAUGUAGAUGAAAUAUUAAUUAAUGGGGAAGAAUCACGUUCUGUAAAAAGAAAAAAAGCAUCCAAAGAAGACAAUGGAAGCAUGAAAGGUAAAUUCAAGAAGAGCAGCAAAAAUAUAGAAGGCAAGAGCAUUGAUGUGUCGUGAUCCGGACACUGUUUUUUCCAUUCCAUUGCCUAUUUGAUAAGGGGAUACUGGACGAGUCUAGACAUAUUAACCUCAGCAUUCACACACUCGAGAAGGCGGAAUGAAGUGAGCAAAUGACAGUUGAAGUGUUGAGAUACAUGUUUCGCAUCCAAGUUAUUGAUGCAUGCGUGGAGAAACAACAGGUUGUAGAUUGGCAAGUUCGAGAGGUGGUUGAUUUUGUUAUUGUGAUCUCAAGGUUCUGCUUUUGUGCGUUGCUUUGCCUGUUAGCAAAGUUUUGUUUCAUAUUUCAAAAAUGGAACACAAUCGUGUCAGUACUAUUCCAACAAGAAUAGUCCACAAUUUUUGUACUAUUAACUUUCUCAAAUGAUGAUUGUAGCAUUUUAAAUAGUAAAGCUUUGAGUAUUUGAACUCUUUGGGUUAAGAUUCAUUUAAGGCCAUUUUCAUGAUUUUUUUUUUUAAGUAAUCGCCAAAUCAUAGUUAUCUGGUAAACUCUUAGGCAUAUGUUUUUAGCAUUUUCAGGAACUAAAUAUGAGACACUAGUGUCUCGUAUCUAGAGGGGUUAUUGUUAUCUAAAUUCUUAUUGGGUUGGGCUUUGAAUUGUAAUGGUUGAUGGUUAAGAACUUCAUUAAUGAUAGUGGAUUUUUCUUUC
Molecule: messenger RNA, 2110 nt
Organism: Cornus florida
Lineage: Eukaryota; Viridiplantae; Streptophyta; Magnoliopsida; Cornales; Cornaceae
Exons: 13
Coding region: 52-1461 (469 amino acids)
Biological process (GO): ribosomal large subunit biogenesis
Cellular component (GO): nucleolus; preribosome, large subunit precursor
Molecular function (GO): protein binding
Source: RefSeq, a predicted model, not a curated record